Molecule: messenger RNA, 3472 nt
Organism: Vespa velutina
Lineage: Eukaryota; Metazoa; Arthropoda; Insecta; Hymenoptera; Vespidae
Gene: OtopLa
Product: proton channel OtopLc
Exons: 10
Coding region: 651-3293 (880 amino acids)
Biological process (GO): proton transmembrane transport
Cellular component (GO): membrane
Molecular function (GO): proton channel activity
Source: RefSeq, a predicted model, not a curated record
AGAGAGAGAGGUAGAGAGAGAAAGAGAGAGAGAUGGAUAGAUGGUUCGAAGGAAGGGAGGUGGAUGGAAAAAAGGGGGAGUUGAGGGAGCGACUAUGCACGUAGCCAGCCGCGUUAUAGAACAUUAUACAGACAGAAAGCUCUGUGUACUCCGUGGCGAAGCUUCCGGGCAAGAGCGCAAGCUCCGUACUACUUGUUGUUUACAUCCGUCCACGACGCGACAUACCACGCAUAAAGGAAACGAGCGUGUUCUAGGAACGCGCGUGGAUCGCGUUCUCUCUCUUGAAAGAGAGAGUGAGAGAGAGAGAGAGACAGAAAGAAAGAGAGAGAGAGAGAGAGAGAGAGAGAAAGAGAGAGAAAUAGAAACGAAAAGGGAGAUAGAUAGUCACUUUCGUUGCUUACUUCCUUGUUUAUUGGCUUGCUUUUUUUUUUGAGCAAAGUGAAAGAAAAGCAGACAGAGACAAAAAGAGAGAGAGAGAGAGAGAGAGAGAGAGAGGGAAAGCGGAAUUAUUUUUAUCUCGAGGUUGUUUCCUGAGCAGAAACGUUUGAAAGAAUCCAUCAUCAUCCAGACCAUCCGUCGACUUGCCCAUGGCAAGCGUCUGCAUCGUUUAAUGGACGCAUCGUCAGAGGACUACUAACGACUCUGAAGAGAUGCAACGGUGUCCAUACCUCCACGAGAUGAAAGAGCGUUUGCUCUCACAACCGACACCGACAGACAGCUUAGACAUGGAAAGACUCGACGGAGGUACUCCCGUUAAGGAGGCGAAUCUUCACAACGAUUAUCCAGCACACACGAAUCCAGGUGUUAUACCAGAUCCACCGGAAAUGCCUCCUGACUCGUUGAUCGGUACCGUCGUUAAGCUUAACUCCGAUGGUUACGGAUCUCAUACAUCGCCAGCUCACGCGAGGCAACCCUUGGUUCCACAAAAUGCGAACAAUCAACCCCUUUGCCUCACCCCAACGCACACCGGACCGUCAAAUGGCAUGUUGCCAAAGAACGCUAAAACGUCGCUCUUCAUCAUCAUGAGCUUCAUUUAUGCGAAGUUACUGGUCGUGGUGUGCAUCGCUUAUGUUAUAAGCGAAGUUGUAACGCACAAAUUGCCGCUCUACUAUUAUGAAGGAUUUUUCACGUAUCUCUAUGGUGCGAGCAUACUCUUCCUUCUCUACGUAUUCUGCUUCCUACUUCAAGAGAGCGCCUGCUGUGCGCGCGGCAGUGAUACACCGCCACCACCACCGAGGCCACCUAAACCGCCGAAGGAGCAGAAGGAUAAGAAGGACAAGAAGGAUAAAGAUCAAAAAGCUGCAAAAAAUAAGAAGGAUUUUCAGGAUGCUGCAGACGUGGAAGCUGGUGUUGCAACGCGCGCAUUGCGAAAACGAAAAACUUCUCAGAACGAUCACAGUCACGGAAGUUUUUUCCUUCGAAUCGGUGCCAUAGCAUUUGGUUUGGGUACAAUGAUCUACAAUGGAUUGGAAUUCGGAGCAUUUUUUGAGGUACCACCGACUUCACCGUGUUAUCAAAUACUUCAGGGUGUCAAUCCUGUUCUUCAAAUGAUCUUCACGUUCAUGCAAAUGUACUUCAUCUUUAUGAAUUCCAGGUUAAACAUUCAUCGAUUCAAAGUAAUUGCACGAUUUGGUUUGAUGCACGUCGUCGCUACGAAUCUUUGCGUUUGGAUAAGAACAUUGGUACUUGAGAGUCUCAAAGAAAUCACCCAGUAUCAUCAACGAUUAGGACAAGAGGAGGCCGGAAUUUUAGAGAGUAUAAAACAACAUUCGUUGAGAAACGCUGGAGCAAUCUUAGGUACAGAACCUAGAGACAUGGCCCAGUUACGGGACACGCCGUUGCAUUCGAUUGUUAAAACAACGUCGGUAGCUUCGACCUUGAUACCGACAACAGCAGAAUCUCUUACCCGAGCGAUGAGAACCACGGUCAAAGCAAUCCCAAGAGUAGCGACUACUUUAUCUACGGCAGCUUCUACGGCCUUCAUGACCUCACCAUCUGCGACACAGAGUACUACAACUACCACGACCACAACGACAACGUUUUUGCCCAAUUUGACGACUACAGCCGCUACUACGUUAUCCACUUUGUUGACUACUUUGACUACGAGAAGUACCACCACCGAAAGAACGAUUACACCGAGUACAACGCCAUCCACUACUACACCGACGACUACGACCACUACUACUACAACAACGACUACACCAGCUUCCAUUUUGUCAAAUGCUUUCGGUGAUAUCUUUGAUUCAUUUCAGGCUGACACCAAAGAUCAGGUACACGAAGUAUUUUAUGUUAGCAAUACGACGAACACAAGCGAUUACUGGAGCCAGAAUCUUGGCUUUUAUGCGGAAGCUUUGACGGAGGAUGGCACGAUAACAAACUCAUGUGGUCGCGUCAACAUCAUGGGUACUAUCGUCCAAGAUGCAGCACCCUACUUGUUUCCCUUCAUUAUCGAGUAUAGCCUGAUUGGUGCCGCUGUGAUAUACGUCAUGUGGAAACACAUCGGUAGACACCCGCGUUGGCCUCAUCAAGCGGAAGCCGAUCUCGAGCGUCGUCUGGAAGUCAUGCUUUCGAGAAGGGCAGUAGCCCUGGCACAUGCAGGACACGCCAGAGUGGACUGCGUCGGGGCAAGCAAGGGUCUAUUCUUUGGUCUGCUGCUACUGGUCGGUUCGUUGAUCUGUUUGAUACUCUUCUUCGUCCUGAUACAUCAUUCCGAGCUUGGACUUUUGGCGAUUUAUCUGGCUGACGUUUCCCACUGCGUUUUGAUGGCUCUAUCGAUCGUCGCUAUUAUCGUCGGUUUCAUACGUGUCCAAAGUCUCAAGUUCAAGGCCGAAGAACAGAGCGAUUUGAAUGACAUACUUUUACGUGUCUCGGCUUUUGGACUCUUCGUUUAUGCCGUUUUCAGUGUGAUCGCUGGUUCCUUGGCGGCAUUUACCCACGAACCGAAUCUUUUGGUGAUGGUUACUGGCCUUCUCUCGGUAGCCCAGGUUGUCCUUCAGAUGUUAUUCAUCGCCGAUGUCUCACGUAGGCGGGUACACCUACCCGAACACGAUCGCAGCAAGCCAGGACGUCAAGUGGUCACCUUCCUUCUCAUUUGCAACGUAACCAUGUGGGUCAUUUAUACCUUCGAGAUGCAAAAGGUCAUCGCUAAUCCCGUACAACUUGACUUUUAUGGAUUCCUCGCUUGGGCUAUCGUUCAGAGAGUUACAUUACCUCUCUGCAUAUUUCACAGGUUCCAUAGCGCCGUAACGCUCGCUGAAAUCUGGAAGACAAGCUACAAGGCACGUCUCGAGUAAAUAACUGAGAAAUAAAACGUUUCUCGAUGUGUCCUUAUAUUGUCAGCUAAAGAAUGAAGAAGGAGAGAGAGAUAAAGUGAAAGAGAGAGAGUGACAGAGAGACAGACAGACAGAGAGAGAAUAUUUAGAAAGAAAUUGAUAAAGAGACAGAAAAAAGAGAGAGAGAGAGAGAAACAGAG